GAAAUUGUCGUUACGCGAAUGCUAAUUCUCCUUACUUGGUGUAUGCAGAUCCUUCUUUUUGCUGAGAGCGGCGCCCGACGCCUCUCUGAAACCAAGCGAGAGGCGCUCGAAGCCUCUACCUCUGCAUCCUCCCUGAAGCAUGAUCUAGAAAACGCGACCGAGCGUCGCGAGUAGUUGGUGAAGGAGUGCGAGGAAGCGCAGAUGAAUGCGGCCAUGGAGGUGUCGCAGCUUCAGGGCGCUCUUGACGAAGAGCGCAAUAAAUCGGCAACCCUUCAGGCGGAGAAGGAGGCAUUGGCGCAGGAGGCAGGCGCCCAAGCGAGUGAGAUAGAUAUCCUCAAGGAGGAGAAGAGGUGGCAAGACGCCUACAAGGACUGUAAGAAAACCUUGAAAGAGGCGCGGAAAGAAAUUUCCAACUUACGCCAUUCUUUGGACAACUUCGAGGAGUCCGAGGCUGGGAAAAGUUUGAGCGUCAAUGCUUGCUUGGUCGGCCUCGAAAUUUUGAAGGUUAAGUUGGAGAAGGAUCACCCCGACCUUACUUGGGAUUUCACCGAGAUGGCCGAGUAUGUGAUCGGGGAGAUGGAUACCCCCCGUGAAGCGGGGAGGGCGCCCAAGCCUCCUACUGUAGAUGAGCCUCCAAGUGAUUCUGCUCCUGCCUCACCUUUCCCUAAGGCGCCUAGUGCCGGGGAUGCCAACUCAGGAGCUGAGUAAAGAAUGGGCGUCAACUAAGGAGGAUCUUUUUUUUAAUAUCUAUAAAAACGUUUCCGUUGG
Molecule: messenger RNA, 768 nt
Organism: Linum trigynum
Lineage: Eukaryota; Viridiplantae; Streptophyta; Magnoliopsida; Malpighiales; Linaceae
Source: the annotation of a GenBank genome assembly